UUCAUCAAGCGUCCAAAGGUCCACUCUCGCCGUACCUUUGGAAAGUGUACAUAACAUCAGUUAAGGUCUACCCUCCCGAGCCAGCGGUCCUCAAUCCUCAUCUUCUAUCUUCUGCAAUCUUCAACCUUCGGUAGCUUGAGGAUCCGCCGCACAUCCAAAUCCAAACAGACAGCCCGGAGAUCCAAACGAUGUCACGAUUGGCAAGAGGAGCAAGAGCAGCAGCAAGGGGAUAUGCAUCAUCGUCAAUGCGAUUCCCUAAGCUGAACGGCGAUCUGGACGUUCCCGCGAAAACGGCCCUCGAAAGCAGGUUGGCCAUGCAGGAAAUGGUCGACGAACUCCGCUCUGCUCUCGCGACAGUAGAGGCGGGCGGAGGCGACCUCGCGAGAAAGAGGCAUUCUGCAAAAGGAAAGCUUCUUGCCAGGGAGAGGAUUGAGGCGAUUGUUGAUCCUGGCUCACCAUUUCUGGAGCUGGCACCUCUGGCCGGAUACGAUGAGGGGAUCAUCAGCGGGGGAGCUGUUGCCGGCAUCGGUAGGGUUGAAGGCGUCGAGUGCAUGAUCCUGGCCAACGACGCAACCAUCAAGGGGGGAACGUACUAUCCCAUCACCGUGAAGAAACACCUGCGUGCUCAGGAAGUCGCCCAGGAGAACCGUCUGCCUUGUAUCUACUUGGUUGACUCGGGAGGGGCGUUCCUACCGAAGCAGGCCGAAGUAUUUCCUGACAAGGAGCAUUUCGGAAGAAUUUUCUUCAACCAAGCCAACAUGUCCGCGGCAGGGAUACCCCAGGUGGCCGUCGUGAUGGGCAUCUGCACCGCCGGGGGGGCGUACGUGCCCGCCAUGUCCGACGAGACUGUCAUCGUCAACGGGACCGGGACCGUGUUCUUGGCCGGCCCCCCCACUCGUCAAGGCAGCGACCGAUUGUCGGGCGUGGCCGACCACUUUGCCGAGGACGACGAGGACGCGAUCUCCAUCGCUCGCAGCAUCGUCGCAAACUUUAACCUCCCAUCUGCCACGAACCCCUCGCAACGCGUAGCUGCUAUGAACGCCGCCGCUGCCGCCGCUAGCGGCGGCGGUGGCGAACGCGAGCGCAGCAAGAGUCAGGAAGGAGCCACCACGGCGGCGGAACAGCAAUGGGACGAACCGCUGUUCGACCCCCGGGAGAUGGGAAGCAUCAUCCCGACGGAUAGCAAGAAGCCCUUCGACGUGCGAAAGGUUAUUGCUCGCCUGGUCGAUGGGAGCCGUUUCCACGAGUUCAAGGAGCGUUACGGCACCACGAUGGUGACCGGAUUCGGGCACCUGUACGGACAGAGCGUGGGGAUCGUCGCCAACAACGGUGUGCUUUUCUCGGAGUCGGCUCUGAAGGCGGCUCAUUUCGUUGAGCUGUGCUGCCAGAGGGGCAUCCCGAUCAUCUUCCUGCAGAACAUCACGGGGUUCAUGGUCGGCAAGCGAUACGAGCACCAAGGCAUCGCGAAGGACGGGGCCAAGCUCGUGGCAGCCGUUUCCUGCGCCAAGGUCCCGAAGAUAACCUGCGUCAUCGGCGGGAGUUACGGGGCGGGGAACUACGGCAUGUGCGGAAGGGCCUACUCGCCGCGCUUCCUCUUCAUGUGGCCUAACGCACGCAUCUCCGUGAUGGGGGGAGAGCAGGCGGCGAAUGUGUUAGCCCAGGUGGAAAAAGACAAGCGCGAGAGGAGCGGAGAGACCCUCGGAGAGGAGGAAGAGGCGAAGAUCAAGGACCCGAUACUCAACAAGUUCGAGCGGGAGAGCUCCCCGUACUACUCGAGCUCGCGCCUUUGGGACGAUGGCGUGAUAGACCCGGCCGACACUCGGAAGGUGCUCGGGCUCACCCUGCACGUGGCGACUAAAGACGCGGCUCCACCCACGUCGUUCGGGGUGUUCCGGAUGUAGUUUUUUAUUAGUCGUGACUCCGUCCGAUCGAAGGCGAGAAGCGAUUGAUGUAUGCGGGGUGGGAUUCAAUGGCGCAGGUUCGACGUCCUUCCCCGUGAGAAGUUGUUCUGGGUUGUGAGGAGCAGCGCGCCAUUCGGGUGUAUGUAUGUUAUGACGACGGCGGUUUGUUAAUAGUGUGAGUUGAGGGUUUCGCUAAAAGGAUGUAGCCUUACUUUUUUUUGUCUUUUGUGUUAUGAUCUCCGGGUUAACAGCCGCUCAAUACCUUGUGCGGCCAAACAAUAAUCCGGGUUUGUUCCGUUAGAGUAUGGUCGUUCCCGUUUUUUGCGGGGUCAAGGAGUUGAUAGUCCGUUUCCGAGUUCACCAUUGAAAAGGCUUCGGGUGUGACGGUCUUCAGGGUGUCCUCAUGGACGUUGUUGAUGGAAGUUGGCAUCAUCUGCGUUGGGAACCUCGAAGCGAACGCUCUCUUGCUGAGACAUGCUCCCAUGGUGAGGAUGGUUUGGUAGGUCGCUACAGUAGUCGUAGUUUUUUUUCCUCUACUCGAUGGAAGUGUCAAUAUUCGUCGCUCGCUACAGCACAGCUCAAUGUGCCUGGCACUUUCUCAAGAGUUUCAGCCACUAUUUUCUCGCAUACAUACAUUGUACAUGCCCUGAAAGGUACUGCUACCUGCCUUGCUUCUUAAGCUUCUCUGUCUACGGGGAACGCUGCUCGGAAAUGCGUUAGGUCUGGCUUGGUGGUAAGUCUGUAAGUGGAUCGAGGUUGGUUGUGGAUUUUGCCUCUAUUUAGAUGGAACGACACCGACAUGACAUUCAAGGUCCUACAUAAGGAAGGCAGCCUUAAGGCCUAGUCGUAGAGGAGAAGUCUCUACUGCUGUAGCCUAUUUUUCACCGGACAACUGUGUCGGAGCGUUAGUUUUAGUGUUCUGCACCGCUCUUGAGGUCUACGCAGAUUCUGUUGAAGACCUCUCCGGCGGCAGGGGGUCAAGGGGAAGCGGGCUCCAAACGCCGUCGGGAGCCAACCUCGGGCUAUUGUACCACAAA
Messenger RNA from Ectocarpus siliculosus, 2938 nucleotides. The record is from the annotation of a GenBank genome assembly. NCBI's taxonomy places the organism in Eukaryota, Phaeophyceae, Ectocarpales, Ectocarpaceae.